This is a messenger RNA of Drosophila santomea, 3482 nucleotides long. Its product is annotated as PP2C-like domain-containing protein CG9801. Lineage: Eukaryota; Metazoa; Arthropoda; Insecta; Diptera; Drosophilidae. The transcript has 3 exons. The record is from RefSeq and is a predicted model, not a curated record. Bases 512 to 2641 code for a protein of 709 amino acids.
UCGGAGCAGAAACGUUCGGUCCGCGGCAGAGCGAACGAAACAGACGUUAGCAGUUCCAUUUCGUAGUGACAUUAAUUGGUAACCAAAUCAGACUUGAAGUGCAACACACUAAAUUGAACUGUGCAGCGCGACUAAAGUUAGAAUUCGGGCCGAAUUCCAUUCAGAAGAGCAUAUUUCUGGGCGGUGGAACCACCCUCCGGCAAUUGUUAAAUAUUUAUACACACCACCAACGGAACGCACGCACUUACAUACAUCCCAUUCCGAGUGGCGCCAACAUAUGUAAAGCAGCGAUAAGAAAGAAAACAACCCAGAAGAGGAAAGCACACUUAUUGGUCGGCGGCUGGAUUCGUUUGGAGUGACGCGACUCCCACAACAAUUGCCACUGAUGAGGUGAACGAACUGGUCAGCAUCCCAGCAUCCAUUUGUUAGCCCCUCCAUCUCUGGCAAUUAAGAGAACCCUAAUUGGAGGGAGACUGCUGCUGGCGAGAAGGAGGGAGCAACUCGGCUAAAGAUGCCUUCGCUGCGCCAGAAGGUCACCACUUACUUCCGCCAGUUGAGCUUCAUCGCGGAGCCACGCGAGGGUCGCCGGCGGGCCAGCGAGCACGAGGAUGAUGAUGGUAGCUUCAUAACCAAAUAUCUGGAGGGCCGAAUGCAGAGACAAUUUGUUGACGGGCCGGAGAUUUACAAUGGCCAGAAUCCCACGGACAUGCCCGUUCUCAAGUUGGAUGCAUACGAAGCUGGAAACUGCUCCAUAACAGCCGCAUGCACAGGUCCUGACGAAGGGCUCACCGGCAUCAAGCGCUCCAAACUGCACUUGAGCACCAGCUUCGCGGAUGACAUUGACUUCAUAGAUACGCAGCAGGAGAACGAUGAUUGCUAUGGCGUCCGAAAGAGUACACAGCCAGUCCAGGUGGCCACACAGAACUCAACACGACUUACCAGCAAAUUUGGACGGCCGCCGGCGGGACCUCGGAGACAGAGCAGUGCGGAGCAGCCAUCCGGAUCAGCUCCCGCGUCGGGGAUGCGUUCCCGCAAGAAUUCCAAGAGCAGCAUAGCCAAUCUUGCCGCGGCGACUGCUGGCACGGAUGCUGGAAAAGCCAACAGCGAUCAGAACAACAGGAAUGUGUUAAAUGCCAAGACUGAGGUCUCGACGGAUGGGGAUCCCAAUUCGGAGCGAGAACGCCUGCUCCGCGAAGCUGUGAGCAACCAGGGUGGCUCUGCUCCAGCUGCUUUGAUCGCUGGCGUGGAGAACUGGCGCAUGGAGUGCGACUUCGCAUACGGAAUCUCGGUGUCCCUUUACGAGACCAACAUGCUGACUAAAGAACCCAUGGGCAAUCCCAUCGCCGACUGCUACGGAAUGGUCGUGCGCGGAGACUCAGCUGCCAUGGCCAUGGCAGAUGGUGUCAACUGGGGUGAUGGCGCUCGCCUGGCCGCCCGUUCAGCUGUUCACGGUUGCCUGGACUAUCUGGACCGGGCGGUCUUCGGCCAGGCGCUGGAGUGCCGGGCCACCACAACCCAGGAGGUUUUUGUGAGUUUGCUGCGUAGUCUUUGGGAGGGACACGGAUGUAUCCUGGAAGUGGGAGGAGCCCUGUCCACUCUGACCAUAGCCGUGGUGCUGCCACUGGACGGAGCGCCAGGAAAAUAUGUCGUGUGCUCGUGUAACGUUGGCGAUUCCCUGGGCUAUGUGUACUCCAAGAAGCACGGAGUACGGGAACUGACACAGGCCUCCCACGACAUCAGUUCCAUGCGAGACAUGCGCGAUGCGUUGGGCGCCCUUGGACCAGCUGAUGGCAACAAGCCGGAGCUGAGCAAUCUAACAUUCUCGAUGACCUGCAUUGAAAGCGGAGACAUAGUGUUUCUAACCUCGGAUGGAAUCAGCGAUAAUUUCGAUCCCGUGGUGGGCAAGUUUGCCGAAGCCUGGACGCCGGAUGUCAAGCUCCAGACGUCGGGACAUGGCAAGCCUGCCAACUUGGCACCCAAACGACAGAACAAGAGUGCAUCCGCUAUCUAUGCCCGUCUGCAUCCUUCGACUCCACCCACGCGGCCAGCUCGUCAGUCCAAGGCGGGUAGUCCGCCUAAUAAUGCGCCUAGUCGGCCGAAGUAUAUGCGCUCCCAAACGGUCAUUGAACCACGCCAAGGAUUGGCAUCACCGCCACCGCCAUCGGUGGUGCCCCAACGCAUUCCAAAGUCCAUCUCAGGACUGCCCCUUGUUACCGGUCCUCAGCGGCAUGCGCUUACCCUGUACCGCUUGGAGGAUCUGCUCAGCUACGGCAUCAACGGCACGUUCUCGCCCUGCGUAUCGGCCCGCAGGCUUUGCCAUUUGCUCAUCGAUUUUGUAAGGAUGAUUACGUCAGCCAGAAGGAAGACCCUGGAACAAAGGGAACUCUUCUAUAAACUCUCUACGGGACCAGAUGGCGCCAAGCGCGAGGUGCAACUGAACCGCAUGCAGCAUCGUGCGGCAAGGAAGCGUGUGGUGGACAGCAGCGCUUUUAUAGCGUUGCCCGGAAAACUGGAUCAUGCCACUGUGAUGGCCUACACGGUGGGCGGCGGAGACGAGCACAAUAAUGGGAAUGAAAACGGCGAUGGAGGAGCUAUAUCGCCUGUACUGCAAUCCAAGGAGUUUAAGGAGACGAAUUUCUAAAAUCGAGGAAUCGCUAGACUGCCGACUAUGCUUUUUAUACAUUUUUCUCACUCAUCUCUGGCAUGGGUAGUUCCAACUCAAAAGUAAAAACAAUUCUCUAUAGGGUCUCUAAUAAAUUGGAAGGUUAUGUUUUGGCUUUUUAUUUAUACAUUGAUGCGAGAAGUGCCAAUUAAUUUCAUUUUUUUUUUGUACAGAAACAUAUCGUUAUCAUUUUGUUGAAUUAUUGGCCAAAACUUUGUUUAGUUUGAAAAAGUUGUUUAUUUUGUACAAGUUUAAUAAUAAAAUCGUUUUAAAUAGUUUAUAUCGAUACCAAUAAAAGGGUUACCUACUAAGGAUCCUUCGGAAAAUAGUUAUUAUCUUUGACAAAGAAGUACCCAUUUUAAAUCAUAUUUAUAUAUAUUUACAUAAACACUCAUAUAUUUACGUGGUGAUAUAUCUCACAUGUAACUUCAAUAUUCAUAUAGCUUUCGCUUAAGUUUGUUGAUUUUAGUUUGGUGUUCUCAUUCGUCAGCCAUAGUUUUUAGCCAUUUAUUUGUAAAUUGCAAACGACAGAAAUGCCUCAAAUGUUUAAAACUACCAAAAAUAAUAAGAAUACACAAAUGUACACCGUAUUUUUACACUCUCAUUCGUAAUUCAAUGUAUAUGCCACUUUUACACCAGUGCUCCGAUGUGAAUUUAUAACAUAUACUCUUUGUAACACCAGCUGUCUCAUACAAUUUAAAAUGUGGUAGCGUAUAUACUUGGUAACGCACAGCUUAAGUUGCUAAAUGGGCUGUGGCAAACGGGCCUGGGCAAUAAAUAAUUGCGUAAAGGCAUUGAAAAUUGCGCUUUUACAAACACC